Molecule: messenger RNA, 828 nt
Organism: Pipistrellus nathusii (Nathusius's pipistrelle)
Lineage: Eukaryota; Metazoa; Chordata; Mammalia; Chiroptera; Vespertilionidae
Source: the annotation of a GenBank genome assembly
AUGGCCGCCCGCGGGGUCGUGGGCAUCUUCCUCCUCUCCGCGCUCCCCCUCUUGUGUCUGGAGUUGCGGCGUGGGAUCCCCGAGAUGGGAAUUAAAGAUAUAAUUUUGCUGUGUGGCCGGAUUUUCUUACUGCUUGCUCUUCUUACUUUAAUUAUUUCUGUGACUACCUCAUGGCUUAACUCAUUUAAACCUUCCCAAGUUCAACUGAAAGAUGAAGAAGAGAAGAAUGGGCAAAGGCAAAAACUGGUGAGAAAAAAACAACAAGAGGCACAAGGUGAAAAGGCCAGCAGAUACGUAGAGAAUGUUCUAAAACCUCAUCAGGAAAUGAAAUUGAAAAAACUGGAAGAGCGCUUUUAUCGAAUGACGGGUGAAACCUGGAAGUUAAGCCAUGGUCAUAAACUUGGGGGUGAUGAAGACUUGGCGGUUGAAAAUGACAGUCAGACGUCUUUUGAAACAGCAAACAGAAAAGCAGCGAAGAGACGGAACUUGCCUAAGCCUUCAACCAAGGUUUCACCACCUGCUGAACAGCCCACGCAGAAGGAGGUUUCAGAUUUACCUGAAGAACCCUCUGAAACAGCUGAAGAAGUAGUUACUGUAGCUCUCCGGUGUCCAAGUGGGAGUGUCCUAAGGAGAAGGUUUCUUAAGUCUUGCAGUUCACAGGUUUUACUUGACUGGAUGAUGAAAAUUGGGUACCACACAUCCCUAUACGGCCUUUCUACUUCCUUUCCCAGAAUACCUCUGGAAGUUGAGGGAGACUGUUCACUGCAGGACCUAGGAAUAACUGUGGAUACUAUACUCAACGUGGAGGAAAAAGAGCCAUGCAACUAG